ACUCUCAGGCCUCCUUGAUGCAUGAUUUGACAUCUCUGAUCCAUCCCUGAGUGAUUCCUUACAGGACCGUGUGGUACAAUAAAGGAGCUCACAGUGCCGGAGGAAGAUGCUGCAGAUGAAGCUGGGAAAAUGCUCAGGGAUUCUGAUCUAGCAGCUGAGGUGGAGCAGUGUGACUGGUGUCCUUCAAAUUGAUACACAUCAGUGAAUGCACCUGUAUGAGGGUUGUAAGCCCCACUGUUGGUGAAGACUGUCUUAUAGAAAAGGUCGAUCCAAACAUGUAUCUCAAGGCAGCAUGCAGUGAGAUCCCUGUACCCAGACAGAGAGGGGGGCACAGGCUGGAUUGCUGCCCCAGUUCUGUCCACCAGAGGCAGGGGGCAGGAACCAGGGUGUUCCCCACCAUCGGCUGCCUUCCAAGAGGCAUCGGAGCCAGCAGAGGUCGAGAGCAGAGGAGUUUGGAGGAGUUUCUCCAUGUUCACGGCCAUUUUGUCCAGGGAUCUACCCAAUCUUGUGCCAACAUGGUCUACAGGUGGAGCCAGACCUGCGCAGGAUCCCCGUCUCUUCUCCUCACACACUGACAACUGCUCGCCGGUCAAUCCCUGAGCGGGACUGCACCUCUGCUAUGCCCUCGCUUAUCUAAACAUUGGCUUGAGAUUCUCCUGCCAGAGCAGCCGAAGCAAAAGAAGACCAAGCAGACUCCCCUCUUCUGCCAGUGACCUCCAUGUGAGAUUCAGCAGCGCCAGACCAGACCGGCCCAGAUCACUGUCUUUCAACCUCAAAUAAGUUGGACAACAUCACAACCUGAGUGUUCUGGUGACAGGAAAGGACUGAUACUUUUUUUUUUAGUUUUGUUUUUGGCAAACCUUGCUGAGCCCAGCUCCAGCAGCCUCUGAACCCCCCCAGCAGCCAUGCAGGUGUCCUUUGCGUGCACGGACCAUGGGCUGAAGGCCCCUCGUAAUGGUGAGCACAGCAAGCAGAAUGCCACCAGUCCCAACUCAGCCAGCCAGGCCCGGGCCCGCUUCCGCACUGUGGCCCUGAUAGCACGCAGCCUGGGCUCCUUCACCCACCGCUACCACCACAACCUGAAGGAGUCCACCGCCAAGCUCACCGGCAUGAAAUACCGGAACCUGGGGAAAUCUGGAUUGCGUGUUUCCUGUCUGGGGCUCGGCACAUGGGUAACAUUUGGAGCUCAGAUCUCAGAUGAGGUGGCGGAGCAGCUGAUGACCAUCGCCUAUGAGAGCGGGGUCAACCUUUUCGACACGGCUGAGGUCUACUCUGGGGGGAAAGCAGAGAUAAUCCUGGGAAACAUUAUCAAGAAAAAGUGCUGGAGGAGAUCCAGCCUGGUGAUCACCACAAAGCUCUACUGGGGAGGAAAAGCAGAAACGGAGAGAGGACUCAACAGAAAACACAUCAUUGAAGGUUUGAAGGGCUCCCUCCAGAGGAUGCAGUUGGAGUAUGUUGAUGUGGUUUUUGCCAAUCGGCCAGACAGCAACACUCCCAUGGAGGAGAUAGUGAGAGCGAUGACACAUGUGAUAAACCAGGGCAUGGCCAUGUACUGGGGCACAUCACGGUGGUCUGCCAUGGAGAUCAUGGAGGCGUACUCUGUGGCCCGACAGUUUAAUCUAAUUCCUCCGGUGUGCGAGCAAGCCGAGUAUCACUUCUUCCAGAGGGAGAAAGUGGAAACACAGCUGCCAGAGCUCUACCACAAGAUAGGCGUGGGAGUGGUGUCUUGGUCCCCCCUGGCCUGUGGAAUCAUCACUGGCAAGUAUGAGAACGGAGUCCCAGAAUCCUCCAGGGCCUCGAUGAAGCCAUACCAGUGGUUGAGGGAGAAGAUAAUGAGUGAGGAUGGGAGAAAACAGCAGGCCAAGCUGAAGGAGCUCACUCAUAUUGCUGAGAAGCUCGGAUGUACUUUACCACAGCUAGCCAUAGCCUGGUGCCUGAGGAACGAGGGAGUGAGCUCAGUGCUGCUGGGAUCCUCCAAUCCAACCCAGCUAACAGAGAACCUGGGAGCCAUUCAGGUAAUUCCAAAGAUGACAGCAGGAAUCGCCUCGGAAGUGGAUCAUAUAUUGGGCAAUCGCCCUCACAACAAAAGGGACUAUCACCAUUAGGAUGAAUCCCUUUUUGAGAACUAUGCUCAAAUGCUGAUCAAAGCGCAGUCCUCACAGCCAUGGCACAAUAAAUACGUGCCCAACUUUGCUUGUGUGAGCGUAUGACUGUGUGUGUGAGACUGUGUCAGGUGUUCUGCUUGGCUCUUUGUUCCUAUGAAGAUCAACCAGUACUCAUUAUUGUAAAUCGAGCUCCUUGAUAAAGCAUGCAUGCUACAGCUAUCUCAGCCAACCACUGAAACCAAUCUAACCAACAGUUAGAUGAUCCGAUGUGAUUGUUACGGAUGUGCAAUUCUCUUCUGCUCCAAAAACUGUGUAGAGACUCCUGAUCCACAAAUCCACAGCAGCAAAAGAUUAGAUUAUUAGCUGUGAAUAAUAUUUCACAGAUGACUGUGCAGCUAUACUCAAAUGACAAUAGCAUGGACCAUUUUCUGUUCUGGAGAAGGACGUGCAGGUUGGGGGUUCGAUGUAGUGAAACAAGAAAUCUUUAGAGGCACUUAUGUCCAAAGCGUCCCAUACGCUGGGGGCAGUGCAGUCCCUGUAUGUGAUAAAGGAGGAGAUGCACUAGACUGUACUCAGUGUACCAGAAAUCUAGCUUUUUAGAUGUUUGUGAUGUGUGCAAAAACUCAAUAUGAUGUUCAACUGGGCCGGAUUGCAGUAGGCUGGAUAAUUUGCCAACACCAUCCCUUGUAACUGGAGCUGACUUGUCAACAUGAUGAAUUGUUUCAAUAUGGGAUGGCCUGAAAAUCUACUCCUAAUCAUGUUGCUAAUGCCAAGAGAGCUACGUUUAACUGAAAAAUAUUUCAAAGCAUCUGUAUUGACUGUUAUCUAUUUUCCUUUAUAAGCAGCUAUGUAUGUCAGAUUAAGCAUUUUCAUCUCCUCAUAUAUCAAGAUUUUCAUUUUUUAUGAUGCAUAAGUUCAGUCCAGUGUACUUUCCUAUUGUGUCCCUUAAACCCAUUUUAAUUUGGACUGUGCCAGACUUUCUGUCAAUGAUAAUAAUGUCUUAUGCAUUUAAUUUGGGUUUGUGUUGUGGCUAAAACAUUUGUCUAGUCAAAGUUGGGGAAAUGUCUGUGUCCUCGGGGUAGCCUGAGGAUUUUAUAAACAAAGCCAUGUAGCUAAUGAAGAGCCUAACUAAAAAUAAAACCCUUAGGAACCAUAUCCAGCCAUGUAUUGUUGGUGUUGUUCAUCACAUUUGUACAUACAAAUAAAUAACUUGAAGCCUA
Messenger RNA from Myripristis murdjan (pinecone soldierfish), 3325 nucleotides. RefSeq names its product potassium voltage-gated channel subfamily A regulatory beta subunit 1b (gene kcnab1b). The transcript has 18 exons. Gene Ontology annotation, molecular function: transmembrane transporter binding; voltage-gated potassium channel activity; potassium channel regulator activity. Gene Ontology annotation, biological process: potassium ion transport; regulation of potassium ion transmembrane transport; transmembrane transport. NCBI's taxonomy places the organism in Eukaryota, Metazoa, Chordata, Actinopteri, Holocentriformes, Holocentridae. Bases 906 to 2105 code for a protein of 399 amino acids. The record is from RefSeq and is a predicted model, not a curated record. Gene Ontology annotation, cellular component: membrane; cytoplasm; voltage-gated potassium channel complex.